UAUCCUAAAACCCCUCCCCUUGCACUCAGUCACUCUCUCUCUCUCUCUCUCUCUCUCACUCUCUGAGAGCUUCAACAACUACAGCUAACACUCCUACUCUUAUCCGAUGGCUUCACUUUCUCUCCCAACCAAAAUUUUCCUCUACCCAAAUAGCCCCUCCAUCCAAUUCCAAUCCCAACACAGACCCCCCCAGAGACUCACUUUUCCCAGAAACAUAAAGAUCAUAUGCUCAGCCACAGAGCAACCACAACCACAACCACAACAACAACAACCCAAGAAGAAGAAGAAGAAUGAGACAGAAAGCGAGAAAGGAGUUGACCCAGUUGGGUUCCUCACCAAACACGGCAUUUCCCAUAAAGCAUUUGCUAUUUUCCUCCGUGAAAGACAUAAAGCGUUGAAGGACCUUAAAGAUGAAAUUUUCAACCGUCACAUCAAUCUCAGGGACAUGGCUUCUGGAUUUGAAAUAUUGGGUAUGCAUCGUCACUUUGAACAUCGGGUGGAUUAUAUGGAAUGGGCUCCAGGUGCUCGCUAUUGUGCACUGAUUGGUGAUUUCAAUGGCUGGUCACCAACUGAAAAUGCUGCAAGAGAGGGUUUUUUUGGCCAUGAUGAUUUUGGAUACUGGUUUAUUAUUCUUGAAGAUAAGUUGAGGGAGGGAGAAAAACCAGAUGAACUCUAUUUUCAACAGUAUAACUAUGUUGAUGACUAUGAUAAAGGUGACAGUGGUGUGUCAAUUGAUGAGAUCUUCAAGAAAUCAAAUGAUGAUUACUGGGAACCUGGAGAGGACCGAUUUGUUAAUAACCGUUUUGAGGUGCCAGCAAAGUUAUAUGAGCAACUAUUUGGUCCUAAUGGACCCCAAACUUUAGAGGAACUGGAAGAAAUACCAGAUCCAGAAACAAGAUACAAGGCAUGGAAAGAGCAGCAUAAAAAUGACCCACCUAGUAACUUACCUCCUUAUGAUGUGAUUGAUCAAGGAAAAGAGUAUGACAUAUUUAAUGUGGUUAGCAGUCCUGAAUGGGUGAAGAAAGUUUUUGCUAAGAAGCCUCCCUUGGAAUACUGGUUAGAGACACGUAAAGGAAGGAAAGCAUGGUUGAAAAAGUACACUCCAGGUAUUCCUCAUGGCAGCAAAUACAGGGUGUAUUUUAACACUCCUAGUGGGCCAUUGGAACGGGUGCCUGCUUGGGCUACUUAUGUGCAACCAGAUAUAGAUGGAAAGCAAGGCUUUGCGGUCCACUGGGAACCACCACCUGAAUCUGCAUACAAGUGGAAAAACACACCCCCAAAAGUGCCAAAGUCCUUGCGCAUAUAUGAAUGCCAUGUUGGAAUUAGUGGAUCAGAGCCAAAAGUAUCUUCUUUUAAUGAUUUUACAGAAAAGGUCCUUCCGCAUGUAAAAGAAGCUGGCUACAAUGCAAUCCAGUUGUUUGGAGUUGUUGAGCACAAAGAUUAUUUUACUGUUGGUUAUAGAGUUACUAAUUUCUAUGCUGUUAGCAGCCGAUAUGGCACUCCUGAUGAUUUCAAGCGCUUGGUAGAUGAAGCACAUGGACUAGGACUGCUGGUUUUCUUAGACAUUGUCCAUUCCUACUCAGCUGCAGAUGAGAUGGUUGGACUGUCACUAUUUGAUGGAUCAAAUGACUGUUACUUUCAUACUGGUAAACGAGGGCAUCACAAAUACUGGGGUACAAGAAUGUUCAAAUACGGUGAUCCUGAUGUGCUGCAUUUUCUUCUCUCAAACCUGAACUGGUGGGUUGUGGAGUAUCAAAUUGAUGGCUUCCAGUUCCAUUCACUCUCAUCAAUGAUGUAUACGCACAAUGGUUUUGCUUCUUUUACUGGUGACUUGGAGGAAUACUGUAAUCAAUAUGUUGACAGGGAUGCAUUAUUAUACCUUAUUUUGGCAAAUGAGAUACUGCAUGUUCUUCAUCCAAAUAUAGUAACAAUUGCUGAAGAUGCCACUUUUUAUCCUGGAUUGUGCGAGCCUACUUCUCAAGGUGGAUUGGGAUUUGACUAUUACGUUAAUCUUUCUGUGUCAGAGAUGUGGUCAUCUUUUCUUGAGAAUGUCCCUGACCAUGAAUGGAGCAUGAGUAAGAUUGUGAGCACAUUAAUGGGCAAUAAACAACACGCAGAUAAGAUGCUUAUGUAUGCUGAAAACCACAAUCAAUCAAUAUCUGGAGGGAAGUCAUUUGCAGAAAUAUUGUUUGGUGAAAGCAGGGAGGAUUCUCAGGGUUUGAAGCAAUCAUUGCUUAGAGGGUGUUCCUUACACAAGAUGAUCAAAUUGAUUACAUUUACAAUUGGUGGGCGUGCUUAUAUGAACUUCAUGGGUAAUGAAUUUGGGCAUCCAGAGAGGGUUGAGUUCCCAAUGGCAAGCAACAAGUUAUCAUUUCAACUUGCUAAACGUCGCUGGGAUCUUUUGGAGAAAGGCGUGCAUCGUGAUUUAUUUUCCUUUGAUAAGGACUUGAUGAAGUUGGAUGAAAAUGAGAGAAUUCUUUCAAGAGGUUUACCAAACAUUCACCAUGUUAAUGACACUACCAUGGUAAUAUCUUACAUGCGAGGUCCUCUUCUCUUCAUAUUCAAUUUUCAUCCAACAGAUUCUUAUGAACAAUACAAUGUAGGUGUAGAGGAAGCUGGAGAGUAUCAAGUUGUAUUAAAUACUGAUGAAACAAAGUUUGGAGGUCAAGGGCUUAUUAAGGACAACCAAUAUCUUCGAAGAACCAUUAGCCGAAGAGUUGAUGGCCUCCGAAAUUGCUUAGAAGUGUGUCUGCCGAGCAGGACUGCCCAGGUUUACAAAUUGAGUCGGAUCUUAAGAAUAUGACCAAAUUUUCACUCUAAAAAGUAACUUGCACGGCAGAGUUCCAGGCUAUAACAACAUCUUGUUCAUUGAGCGCACAUACUUGUAUCUCUGAGAAAAAAACAAGGAAUUAUGGGAAUUGAAUCAGCUUACGAGAAAAGAAGCACUCCACCUGCCAAAUCUCCACCUGUUUUUGGUCAUUUUUGAAUGUAUAGAAUAUACGAAUUGACAUUCGCUGACUACUUUGGACUCUUGGAAGCUUUGCUACAAUGAUAUGGGAUAUUGAUCUUAUACCUGCCCAAGUUUACACAACUAAUGAUCCUGCCACAUGGAGAAAUAAUUCAUUUGAAACAGCCAGAUUGGAGUUUUUAUUGUGUAUGCAAUAGUAAAUUAGGUAGGACUGAAUUCAAAUUUCAAGACAAGGUAGUGUUUGAGAGGCAGACAUGGGUAUGAACAUUGUAAUAUGAUAUAUACUAGCAUAGAAGAGAGGGAGAUGCAUGUGUAGGGCUUAUUGUUGUUUGGACAAAGAUUAGUUCUAAACAAGUUUGAAUGAAUCUCUUGUAACUCAAUUCGUGAUGAUUUAUAAAACCAUUUAUGUAUAUUAUUUAAACAAA
Molecule: messenger RNA, 3393 nt
Organism: Quercus robur (English oak)
Lineage: Eukaryota; Viridiplantae; Streptophyta; Magnoliopsida; Fagales; Fagaceae
Product: 1,4-alpha-glucan-branching enzyme 3, chloroplastic/amyloplastic
Exons: 21
Coding region: 107-2803 (898 amino acids)
Biological process (GO): glycogen biosynthetic process
Cellular component (GO): cytoplasm
Molecular function (GO): cation binding; 1,4-alpha-glucan branching enzyme activity; hydrolase activity, hydrolyzing O-glycosyl compounds
Source: RefSeq, a predicted model, not a curated record